CGCUUACUUGAAUCCAAACUCAAAAUGAAAUUCGUCAUUGUCUUCUCCGCCCUCUUCGCUGUUGCCUUGAGCGCAGCUGUUCCCCAGGACUCAGCUCACGCUGAAAUCAUCCGUUUUGACAACGACAACAUCGGAGUUGAAGGAUUCAAAUACGCUUAUGAAACUAGUGAUGGCAAGUCUGCUAGCGAACAAGGAGUCUUGAAGAACGUUGGUACCGAAAACGAAGCCAUCUCAGUUACUGGUCAAUUCAGUUACAUCGGAGCUGACGGUGUCACCUACUUGGUCACCUACCUCGCUGAUGAGAACGGUUUCCAACCACAAGGUGCUCAUUUGCCAGUUGAACCAAAAUUGUAAGCUGUUCCCCAACAAUAAAUAAUUUUAUUGGAACUAGUUCAUCGUUAAAUUUCACUGUAAAUUGAUCAUUUUUAUCGAUUAAGAAGUUUAACGAUUUGUUGAAUAAUUUAAUUUAUACUGUAAGGUGUUAAAAAUGGAGCAGUAAAAUGUGCCGAUUAA
Messenger RNA from Episyrphus balteatus (marmalade hoverfly), 513 nucleotides. RefSeq names its product larval cuticle protein 65Ag1-like. The transcript is spliced from 2 exons. The record is from RefSeq and is a predicted model, not a curated record. Lineage: Eukaryota; Metazoa; Arthropoda; Insecta; Diptera; Syrphidae. Bases 25 to 354 code for a protein of 109 amino acids. Gene Ontology annotation, molecular function: structural constituent of chitin-based larval cuticle. Gene Ontology annotation, cellular component: chitin-based extracellular matrix.